GAGACAGCAUAUGUUCGUUUUAUAGGAAUUUGGGGAAUGGGCGGCAUAGGAAAGACAACCACUACUGAAGUUCUUUUUAGUCAAAUUUCUGAUGAAUUUGAUGUUUGCUACUUUCUAAGUAAUGUUAGGGAAAAUGCAGAAAAGCAUGAAUUACUGCAUUUACGACAAAAACUUUUUUCCAAACUUGUAGGGGACAAACAUUUAAGCAUACAAAUGCUCCAUGUGCUUCCCACUAUUGUUCUGGAUAUACUUAGAAGAAAGAAGGUUUUCAUUGUUCUUGAUGAUGUCAAUGAUUCAGAGCAGUUAGAAGCUUUAGCUGGAUAUCAUGGUUGGUAUGGUUCAGGAAGCAGAGUCAUAGUAACAAGCAGAGACAAAGAAGUACUUGUUGGUGGAGUUGAUCAAAUAUAUAAGGUUGAGGGAUUAAAUUAUUGUGAUGCUCUUCAAUUAUUGAGUGUGAAAGCCUUUAAACAAGAGCAUCCUCCAGAGGAGUUUAUGAAGUUAGCAGAAAGGGUGGUAAACUAUGAUAAAGGUGUUCCUUUAGCCCUAAAAGUUUUGGGUUCACAUCUAUGCAAAAGAUCUCCAAAGGAAUGGGAAAUUGUAUUGAAAGAACUAAAAAAAAUUCCGAUAUCCAAAAUUCAUAAAAUAUUAAAAAUAAGUUAUGAUUCGCUAGAGCAAACAGAAAAGGCUGUAUUUCUUGAUAUAGCAUGCUUUUUCAAGGGCCAAGAUAAAGACCGUGUAGAAGAUAUACUAGACGGAUGUGAUCUUACUCCAAGUUUGGGAAUAAUUCGUUUAGUGGAAAAGUGCCUCGUAAUUGUUGUUAAUAAGAAGUUAGAGAUGCAUGAUUUGAUACAAGAAAUGGGUCAACAUAUUGCUCGGCAUGAACAUAGUAGAUUAUGGGAAUUCACAAAAAUUUGUGAUAUCUUGGCAGCUAAGAAGGUGAACAAAGCAGUGGAAGGGAUAUGCUUGGAUACUUCUAAAAUGGGAAUGAUACGCUUGAAUUCUGCAACCUUCUCACAAAUGCCUAACUUAAGAUUACUCAAAUUUUUUAGGCAUUCAAAUAAAAAGGACUCGACUCCUGAAACCUUCAUACUUGAAUCUGCUAAAAAGAAUCAUCUGCAGCAUCUUCCUAGCAAGUUGAGUUUACUACAUUGGGAGGAAUAUCCUUACAGUUCUCUGCCUUUAUGUUUUUCCAUGGAGAACCUUGUUUUACUCAAUUUGGAGGAUAGCAAUGUUAAACGGCUUUGGCAUGGAGAUAAGUGUCCUCAAAAGUUGAAGUAUCUCUAUCUUUCUAGAUCGAAGAAACUAGCCACACUCCCAAAUCUCUCCUCGGCUGCAAACUUAGAGCAAGUAGAUCUUAAGGGGUGUGAGAGUUUGCUUGAGAUUCCCUCUUCAAUUCAGUUUCUCCACAAACUUACUUAUCUUAAUCUUGAUGACUGCAUAAAUCUAAGGAGUCUUCCCAGUCUCCUUCAUUUGAAAAAUCUGAAGUAACUUUCUCUGUCUUUCUGUAUAAAUUUGAAGAAAAUGUCAGAAAUUCCGAGUGGUAUUAAACAGUUAUAUCUAAUGUAUCGUGGACUGGAAGAAUGGUCCGCAUCUGUUCAAUCUUUUGACACUCUUAAAUGCAUGCGUAUCUCGAUGUGCAACAACCUUAGAAGCCUUCCAAGCUGUUUGCAUUUGACUUCUGUUGAGACACUUAAAC
Molecule: messenger RNA, 1696 nt
Organism: Hevea brasiliensis (rubber tree)
Lineage: Eukaryota; Viridiplantae; Streptophyta; Magnoliopsida; Malpighiales; Euphorbiaceae
Product: disease resistance protein RPV1-like
Exons: 3
Coding region: 37-1488 (483 amino acids)
Biological process (GO): defense response
Molecular function (GO): ADP binding; protein binding
Source: RefSeq, a predicted model, not a curated record